GAAGUUGCUUCCUGAUUGGUGAAUUGCGUUUGGCGCCAACUGGGAUGGGGGGCGGGGCAGCGGGGGUCCCUUGGAAGCACCUAUUACCGCGAAAAGCCACUUGGCUGCAAAGGAGGGAGGCAAAGGUCGGCUGAAUUCUCUCCGACUCUGGACAGGAGCAAAGGAGUGAGAAACGUAAAGAGUGUGAGCCAGGGCCGUUGCUUCGAGGCUCUCUCUCGCUCCUGCUCUGCGCCAGCCGCGCUGGUGUAGAUUUAGUCUUCGGAUUCCCGCCGCCCGCCUGGCCUCGCGGGUGAGAGCGUCUCGCAGCCGCUGCGUCCCGGAACCGCGGGGUCGCGUUGGGCUUUGAGCCGCUAGCGCGCGGCGGACACCGAGGACGGAGCGGGAGCCGGGGAGGCCGGCGCCGCCAUGGACCUGGGCCCGGAGCCCCCGCACCGCCGCCGCCUGCUCUUCGCCGGCUCCCCCCCUGCUGCGCAGCCCGCCUCCGCCAGGCCUCUGUUGGCCGGGGGGCUGUCGCCUGUCACGACCCUGACGGUCACCAUGGACCGGCUGCAGGGGCUGGGCAGUGAGUGUGAGCAGCCGCCAGAGGUGAAAAACAGCAGUAGUCUGCAAAGAACGGGCUCCUCUGAAUCAACUGACUCAGGUUUCUGUCUGGAUUCUCCAGGGCCCUUGGACAGUAAAGAAAACCUUGGGAAUCCCCUGAGGAGAAUACAUUCCCUACCUCAGAAGCUCUUGGGAUGUAGCCCAGCUCUGAAAAGAAGCCAUUCUGAUUCUCUCGACCAUGACCUCUUGCAGCUCAUUGACCAGGAUGAAAACAAGGAAAACGAGGCCUUUGAGUUUAAGAAGCCAGUCAGACCCGCGUCCCGUGGCUACCUGCACACCCAUGGCCGUGAGGAGGGUAAGGAGCUCUUCACACAGAGGCAGAACUCUGCCCCAGCUCGGAUGCUUUCCUCAAAUGAAAGAGAAAGCAGUGAGCCAGGGAAUUUGGUUCCUCUUUUUAUGCCCCAGUCACCUGUGACAGCCACUUUAUCUGAUGAGGAUGAUGGCUUCAUGGACCUUCUUGAUGGAGAGAAUCUGAAGAAUGACGAGACCCCGUCGUGCAUGGCCAGCCUCUGGACUGCUCCCCUAGUCACCAGAAGAGUGACAAAUCUUGGCAAUCCAGGCAAGCUCGCCGACUCCCCUUCCCCGUGUAGCCCCAGCAUGCGGCCUGUGCUGAAGAGACCUGAGCGGUGGCCGGAGGACUCCCCUCGGGGCAGCGCGAAGCGCAGGAGGAGCACCGUGGGAGCCAGUCCGCAGAAGACGCGGGAGAUUCUGCACCAUUCCUUAUCCCUGGUACCUUCCCCAAAAGGGACCAUCGAGAACAUCUUGGACAGUGACCCCCGGGACCUCAUAGGAGAUUUCUCCAAGGGUUAUCUCUUUCACACAGUGGCUGGGAAGCAUCAGGAUUUAAAGUACAUUUCUCCAGAAAUUAUGGCAUCCGUUUUGAACGGCAAGUUCGCCAACCUCAUUAAGGAGUUUGUCAUCAUCGACUGCCGGUACCCAUACGAGUACGAGGGAGGCCACAUCAAGGGUGCGGUGAACCUGCACAUGGAGGAGGAGGUGGAAGACUUCCUGCUCAAGAAGCCCAUCGUGCCCACUGAUGGCAGGCGCGUCAUUGUCGUGUUCCAUUGCGAGUUUUCUUCUGAGAGGGGGCCUCGCAUGUGCCGCUAUGUGAGGGAGAAAGAUCGCCUUGGCAACGAGUACCCCAAACUCCACUACCCCGAGCUAUAUGUCCUGAAGGGCGGGUACAAGGAGUUCUUCCUCAAGUGCCAGGCUCUCUGCGAGCCCCCCAGCUACCGGCCCAUGCACCAUGAGGACUUCAAGGAGGACCUGAAGAAGUUCCGCAGCAGGAGCCGGACCUGGGCGGGGGAGAGGAGCAAGCGGGAGAUGUACAGUCGCCUGAAGAAGCUCUGAGGGCCACGGCAGCAGCCCGGGCAUCCCUGGCCUCAGCCCUCAUCACGGCAGGGACACUGGAGUAGGGGCCAGUGUUGUGACACUGGAGAGAUGGCCUGGGCUUCCUGCUCAUUUCUGCUCCCACACUCCAGGCCAGGGCCCAUCAAAGGGACAUCUGCCAGGGCCACCAUGCAGCCCCCAGCGCCCAGCGAUGGACAGAGUGGCGGGGCCUCCCAGGCUCUGCCUGCUUUCCAGGGGCGGGAGACACGGCCACCGGCCGAUACCAAAGACACCUGAGAAGCAUGAGGCUUCGGGGGUAACCCAUGGGUUUAAUUUAUUCAACUUCACCCAUUAUUUUAUUUUUUUUAAACUCCUGGGGACUUUUACUUUACUGCUUCCAUAAGUCACUACUGCCAUUCCAGGGAGGGGUUCACUACCCAGGGGGUGCCUCUGCUUGUCAUUAAAGAAGGGUAAGAAAGGCAGGCCUCUUGUAAGUCGGAGGGACCACGCCCCGGCUGCUGCUGUUUCAAGCCAAGGACUGAGCUGCUGGCGGGAGCAGGCCUGCCAUCCCCGGGGAGCACCCCCUUCCUUGAUGACGGCUGCCAUCCGAGGAAGCUGGCACCAGCCACUUCCAUGGCCCAAGGCGGGGAGGGGCCGUGGCCCUGAGUGUCCCUCUGCUGUUCCGAUGCUCACCUGGCUUUUGAUUCUUAAAAAAUAGUUUCUGAGGGGAGGAGUGUCAAUCAGUGUUGGGUGGGCCACUCUCCUCGAGGAAGGAGGGUUGUCCAGGGCCUUGGGUCUCCAGGGUGACACUGGGUUUAUCAUGUUUUAAUUGGAGGGGCGGAGCGAUGUCACCAGUUCCCCCCUUUUCUAGCCCCACAGAAGCGAGGUGUCAAGGGGCCACCUGGAUGGGUUCUCCAUAGCAUCCCACAUUGCGCCCAGCCUUUCCCGUCGCUGUUCCCGGGGGCGGGGGGGAAGCGGGCUUUUCCUCAGGAAAAGCGACUCCUCUCUUCUGGGAGCAGGGAGGGAAGGGAAUUGGCAUCAGCAGUGCCAGAGACGGCUGGUGGCUGGGUUACGGGUGGGUUUCAGUUGCCUGUGGCUGUAAAAGAAUCUUGUUGGGAAAUAUGUGGGGAGCAGGAGGGAGAAGGCCUGGCCCUGGCGGUCUCUUAUCUCAUUGGCAGGGAAUCUGUUGGUUGAGCGCCCAACAAGGGGUGGAUUUCAGAGUCUGCCCUCUUAGCUGGCAGGAUGACCAACUGCUGCAGACUCUGAAAAUAAACGUGACCUUGAACCCA
Molecule: messenger RNA, 3218 nt
Organism: Heterocephalus glaber (naked mole-rat)
Lineage: Eukaryota; Metazoa; Chordata; Mammalia; Rodentia; Bathyergidae
Gene: Cdc25a
Product: cell division cycle 25A
Biological process (GO): G2/M transition of mitotic cell cycle; protein dephosphorylation; positive regulation of G2/M transition of mitotic cell cycle
Cellular component (GO): nucleus; cytoplasm
Molecular function (GO): protein tyrosine phosphatase activity
Source: RefSeq, a predicted model, not a curated record